Molecule: messenger RNA, 345 nt
Organism: Dromaius novaehollandiae (emu)
Lineage: Eukaryota; Metazoa; Chordata; Aves; Casuariiformes; Dromaiidae
Gene: QRFP
Product: pyroglutamylated RFamide peptide
Exons: 1
Coding region: 19-345 (108 amino acids)
Biological process (GO): neuropeptide signaling pathway; behavior
Molecular function (GO): neuropeptide hormone activity; orexigenic neuropeptide QRFP receptor binding
Source: RefSeq, a predicted model, not a curated record
AUUCCUGUGUUCUCGCAGAUGAGAGCAUCCUACUCCCUGUCCUGCCUCGUCCUGCUGAGCCUGGGCAGCUGCUUCCCUGCCGGAGAGCAGCAGGAGCCCGGAGACCCCAGGGAGGGGGCCCGGCCGGGGCCGAGCUGGCGACAAGCAGCGGCCGAGGACGCGGGGCCCGGCGAGGAGCUGAGCAUGGUGCUCGGCGCCGCACGGCUCCGGUUCGGGAGGCAGGAGCGCUCCGGGGUCCCGGCCGCCGGAGACGGGAAGCGCAGCAGCACGCUGGGGGACCUGGCCGAGGAGCUCAGCGGCUACAGCCGGAAGAAAGGGGGCUUCACCUUCCGCUUCGGGAGAUGA